Molecule: messenger RNA, 5079 nt
Organism: Cololabis saira (Pacific saury)
Lineage: Eukaryota; Metazoa; Chordata; Actinopteri; Beloniformes; Belonidae
Product: neurocan core protein-like
Exons: 20
Coding region: 308-4018 (1236 amino acids)
Biological process (GO): cell adhesion
Molecular function (GO): hyaluronic acid binding; calcium ion binding
Source: RefSeq, a predicted model, not a curated record
ACUAUGUGUGGUGUGAGUGUGCAUCUAUUCCGAUCUGGUAAGAUAUCACUGUCUGGCGGGAUGACCAGCGCAUAGAGCUGCUGCUCAGCGAGGAGAGGAGAGGAUAAUGUUGAGGAAGGACUGAAAAGUCAAGAGACAAACCCCCUGAAGCACUCGUGCACACACUCGCCUCCGCAAAGUGCCGUUUCGCCCUGUAGUCUCGUCGUUGGCCGUCUCUCUGCAUCCAGCGGGAGCUUUGGGGAGCACCUUCACUGAGGCGCCAAGCUUUCACUGGCAUUCCUGCAGGAUUGCACCAGUAACACGACUCAUGGUCUGUCAGAUACGCAGGUUGAGGAUGGUGCCCGCUCAGAGCGCAGCUGGACGACAGAUCCCGUCUGCUGUCAUGCUGCUCUUGCUGCUCUCUUCAGGUUUGGGUGCAGGUGCAGACUCCAACAUAGCAAACGUGCGUCGGGUCACCCACCCUAUAGUACAACAAAUGCUUGCAGGCAAAGCUGUCCUCCCCUGCGUCUUCACCCUUCAGACCAGCUCCUCCAUCCAGCCUCCACACCUCCUGUGGACUCGCACUAGGCCACCAGCUGGGCAAAGUGCUGCUCAGGAACAAACUGUGCUUUCUGCUAAAGGUGACGUAAUCAAGGUGAAUGAGGCUUUCAGUGGCCGCGUCAUGCUGCCAGGAUACACUGCCAAUCCACUGAAUGCUACCAUGGAGAUCACCGAUCUCCAAAUCAACGACUCAGGCACUUACCGCUGUCAGGUUGUCAUGGGCAACGACUAUGAGAGAGACACUGUCCCACUGGUGGUCUCUGGUGUGGUGUUUCACUAUCAGUCUCCUAACACUCCUAACGCCCUCUCAUUCACCGAUGCCCAGCGAGCCUGUCAGGAAAACUCGGCUCGGAUCGCCACGCCGGCGCAGCUGUGGGCAGCAUACCGUGACGGCUUUGCCAGCUGCUCAGCAGGCUGGUUGGAUGAUCAGACUGUACGUUACUCUGUCCAGCUGCCAGAGCUUGGUUGCUAUGGACACAAGGAAUACUCUGCUGGAGUGAGGAAUUAUGGGAAGCGGGACCCAAAGGAGUUGUUUGAUGUGUACUGUUUCGCUAAAGAACUAGACGGUGAAGUGUUUCACUCCUCAGUCCCAGGCAGUCUGUCACUGUCUUCAGCCUCGGACCGCUGUGUGUCCCUGGGGGGGCAGCUGGCAUCAGUGGGGCAGCUGUAUCUGGCCUGGAGGGACGGCCUGGACAGCUGCGCCCCCGGCUGGUUGUCUGAUGGCAGCGUCCGCUAUGCAGUGGCCCGGCAUCACCCAGACUGUGAAGGGAACAAGCCAGGAGUCCACACCAUAACAAUCAAUACCACCUCUGACAACACUACAGCAUUAUACGAUGCCUACUGCUACAGAGGUAGUGUGAAGGAUACAGGCUCUAUCUCAGAGAUUUACACCUCCCUUUGGAAGCCCCGGAGCUAUCUCGCAGGCCCCAGUGAUGCUGAGUCUGCAGCGGCAGACAGCUCUAACCUGACGACACAUCAAACAACCACCCUGCAAGAUGGCAGUGAGUUUUCGCCUUCCAACUGGACAGGAUUGGUUGACCUCGAAGAAGAGGUUUCCCUUUACAGUGUCUUGACAGACCCCUGGUCCUCAGAGUCCCCAGAGUCAUUUGUGACGCUCCAGUUGAUUCCUGGACACAGCUCCUUUGACUGGGGCGAGUCACUGGAGCCUGGCCCUGACUCUGAGGAGUUUCUCCGACCCCCAGUUACCCCAACUCCUGCUGACAAAAAGGUGAUCUCAAAGAUCGUCAGCUCCAUUUGGAAGCCUUGGAACUACCUGGUGGGUAACGGAGAUGAGGAAGGAACCCAAGCUCCGAGUGGAAAUGCACAGGAAGAGCCCGCAGCAACAAAAGAGACUGAUGUUGAGCCAAAUCCUUCCAGUGCUGCCUCACCAGAUGUGUUUUCCUCGGGGAGUUCAUGGCUCACCAGUCCCACGAGGGAAAAUACUCCACCAGCCAGUGAAGAUGCACCUACUCAUCAAGCGCCUACGUUGGCUUCCUCCAGCAGCUCUGUGACGUCAGAGAGCACCAAGAGCGUGGAGCUCUCAGAGACAACCACCUUUUCUGCCUCCAGUCCUGCACCUGAAAUCUCCACUUCCAGCCGAGAAGCCUGGGUCCGUGUUGAAGAGGAGACCACGACACAACCGGCUGACAAGAAGAAAGAAACUGCGACCUCCAGAGCCAGUGGCAGGGGAGGAAGAGGAAGGGGGAAGAAGAACAGAGGGGAGGACAAGAACAGAGGGGAGGACAAGAGCAAAGGAGAUGAGAAGGUGAGAGGAGAGGAAAGGGGGAGAGCAGAGGAAGAGGGGAGCGGAGAAGUUACCGGAGCAGAAGCUAAAGGGGAGAUUCAAGUCUCCCGUCGACCAGUUGGAACGAGUAAACCCAGAGAACGGUCCAGAGAAAGAUCCCGAGAGAGGGGUCACAGGAAAGGACACUCCACCACCACCACUACGACAAUCGCCCCCACCAGUACUCUGGAGACCACUGUAAUGAGCACAACUGGGACAGAAAGGGACUUUUCAACCCUUAAUUACCAGCCCACUUCAUCCCUGAUGACUUCACAGGAACCGUACCCAGCCCUGCCCUCCUCUCCAUCCCCAUCACCACUCACUUCACCAUCUGUGUCCUCUUCGCACUCGUCCCAACCCGAAUCCCUUUUAGAUUCAACAUCCCCAUCUGCAUCCCUUCCCUCCUCCGCCUCAUCAUCUCCAGACCCUUCCUUGCCCCCACCCCAUUCCCCGACUCCUUCCUUCUCUCCACCACCAUCACCAUCACCAUCCCAUCCCCCAUCGCAAAAUCAAACCACUGGAUUGGCUCCAUCUCCUCAGGCAGACAUCCAGGUCAACUCCACUGACUCUCUAAUGCCAGAUCAAUUGGUCCCAGAGGAGACGGUGGCCUUGAACAGCUCUCUGGAUGAUCAGACAUCACUGCUGGGACCACCAGAUGACAAGGAGCCCGUUUGGUCUCAUGCUGUGGGCUCAGGGGCCCUCUUGCUUAACAAUAUGGAGGAGGAGAACAAAAGUGGAGGACUCAACAUCAGUGCCACAACUGUCAGUUCAACAGCUGAAGUGGAGCCCUGUGUGACAAACCCAUGUCUGCACGGAGGAAAGUGCCUUCCUCAAAGGACGGGCUACAGCUGCUACUGCCCACAAGGAUACGCUGGGGAGAACUGUGAGAUUGACGUAGAUGACUGCCAGUCUGAGCCUUGUGAAAAUGGAGGGACGUGCAUCGACAAGAUUGAUUCAUUCCUCUGCCUUUGCCUGCCAAGUUACGGAGGAGACACAUGUGAGAAAGACAUUGAAGGUUGCGAGCAUGGCUGGAAGAAGUUUCACGGUCACUGCUACAGAUACUUCACCCACAGACACACAUGGGAGGAUGCAGAGAAAGACUGCAGGGAGCACAGUGCCCACCUCAGCAGUGCCAUCUCCAGCACUGAGCAGGAGUUUAUCAACGGUCUUGGUCAUGACAAUGCCUGGAUCGGACUGAACGACCGCACCGUGGAGGAGGAUUUCCAGUGGACUGAUGGAAACGAUCUGGUAUAUGAGAACUGGAGGGAGAGCCAGCCAGAUAACUUCUUUGCAGGUGGCGAAGACUGCGUGGUUACCAUUGCACAUGAGGAUGGCAAGUGGAAUGACGUGCCAUGCAACUACAACCUACCCUACAUCUGCAAAAAAGGCACAGUGCUGUGUGGGACGCCGCCUGCAGUGGAAAAUGCCCAUUUGAUCGGUCGGCGGAGAUCACAUUACGACAUCCAUUCAGUGGUGCGUUACCAGUGCUCCGAGGGCUUCUACCAGCGCCACAUCCCCACUGCACGCUGCCGGGCUGACGGAGGCUGGGAGAGGCCCAGGAUCAUCUGCACAAAGUCUCGGCGUUCUCACCGGUACCGGCGUCAUCACCACAAUCAGCACCAUGAACGUCGCAGGAACAGGAGACACGGUGGAGAUGGGCACAAAACCAGAGAGGAAGCCCACAGCUACUACUGAACCAAAUAAUACAUCUGCAACGCCUAGGUGCUAACCAUGGCCCAUGAAGACAGACAGUAGUUCACAUCACUCCUCAUCUCUUUUCCUGCUUCCCAUCAAGCUUUCUGCUUAGCUUUAUUCGUCCUGAUAAAUGAAAUCGUCCUUUUCUUCUAACAUACAGCUGUUCUCCUUAUUCCGAUCCUUGAAUUGGAUUGUUUUGAUAAUUCCUUUAACAGAGGUCCAUGUGAACACUUACUAUAAGACUUACCCUCAUUACACUCCCUAAUAUUUCAGAAGAGUAAUUUCUCUGCCUUUCUAACAAACUAUAACCCUCUCUUAGUGUGUCAGACUCACCGCCGUGUGCAAGUGUGUGUGACUGAUUCAUGUACGAUGCAAACUUAGGGAAGAGUCACUUCUUUGUAAAGUUUGCUUGUUUGACAUGAAAAAUAACUCCUCUCAGUAAUAUGUUUUUACAAGCAGCAGUGAUGCGAAAUAACAUUUGAUCUUUGGCAACCCUGAGGAGUUUGUGUGUUUACUGUGACUGUUAUUUUAUCCUUAUUGAGUAGCUGGUCUUUUUUAUUCUACUGACAUGCUUUGUUUCUAAUAUUUGCUGUUUGUGUGAUUUUACUAUUUAUUAUGGAUCAUUCGCUAGUGGAGAAUAUGCUUUCUCUUUUACUCCAGAAAGUCAAUGUAAUGUCAUUUUUUUCUAUACCAGUAUGUAAGUCCGACAGUCCUACAGUCAGUAACAAAAGGAAUCAUUUGAUUGCCUCUAAUCUCUGUUUUGUAAAUAUUGUGUUGUGUGUUAUUGGCUGAUCCCUAAUCAAUAGAUAGACCUCCAGUAAAAUAGACAUCCCAAAUCCCAUGACAAGUCUUUAAUAGAAGAUUAUUGAGUGGGUGGGAUUAUCAAAAACUCCUUGGCGGUUAGAACUUGAUUGUAUUGGAUUACCUACAAACCUUCAAUCCUUGCACGGCUAUAUUUACGUUUAAGGUAGAAUGUCACAUUUUUUUUGUUUUUUUUUGUCUUUGGUCCUUUUGAUAUGUGAUUAGUCAUCCCCUUUUUGGUGUUCUUAUGACUUUUUGUC